This is a messenger RNA of Penicillium antarcticum, 1437 nucleotides long. RefSeq lists its product as uncharacterized. Gene Ontology annotation, biological process: sexual sporulation resulting in formation of a cellular spore; conidium formation; regulation of conidium formation. The transcript has a single exon. NCBI's taxonomy places the organism in Eukaryota, Fungi, Ascomycota, Eurotiomycetes, Eurotiales, Aspergillaceae. Bases 1 to 1437 code for a protein of 478 amino acids. The record is from RefSeq and is a predicted model, not a curated record.
AUGCUGACAGGCUCGGGCUCCUCAAGUGAGGUCACUUCCACUGAUAACAGGCCCAUCAAUAAGUACUGUCCAAGGGAGGUGGGUAGGCUGAAUGACAUGGAUCCCGAGGCGCAGACCAGGCAGCCCAAGCCCAAGUUGCUUGCCUCGACACGCUAUGCCAUUCUCACUAUAUACCGACGUCUAUUCACGCUAGUCUUCCUAGCAAACACCGCCGUAUUUGUGACCGUUAUGACCAAGGAGCAAAAGCUGUUAGCUCUGGUCAAUGCCACUGCCGCCAACCUGCUCGUUUGUGGUAUGGCCCGGCAGCCAUUAGUUGUCAACGCGAUCUUCCUGGUUGUGUGCUCGAUACCGAGGUCUGCACCACUUCCCCUGCGCAAGAUAGCAGCCAAGGUCUACCACUAUGGCGGAGUUCACAGCGGCUGUGGAGUGGCCUCACUUGUCUGGUACGUCGGAUUCGUCGGCAUCCUGUCGAAUCAGUACUGGGGAACAACCGCCGGGGCCAGGAUCCGCCUUUCUACCACGCCAGUCAUGCUAGUGUAUAUUAUUCUGGUUCUGCUGUUAGCGAUAAUCGCGGUGGCACACCCCACGUUCCGCCUGAAGCGGCACGACUGUUUUGAACUUACCCACCGUUUCCUGGGGUGGAUUGUCGUCGCCUUGUUCUCCGCCUUGCUGAUGAUCUUCGCCCACGAAGCCAGUCUGUCCCUGCAUAAACCCCUAGGCACUUUCCUCGUGACCCUGCCGGCCUUUUGGUUCCUUGUCGCAACCGCCGUCUCCAUCAUCCAGCCCUGGCUCUUCCUUCGCAAGGUUGCGGUGCGGGCCGAGCCUCUCUCCACCCAUGCCAUCCGCCUACACUUCGACCACACAAAAACGGCCUUUGCAGAGGGCAUUCAACUAGCCAAACACCCCCUCCGCGACUGGCACGGAUUCGCCACCUUCCCAGACACUGCAGCGGAAACAGACCAACCAUCCACCUUCUCAUGCCUAGUCUCAAAAGCCGGCGACUGGACGGCCGACACGAUCCAAAAGCCCCCAGCUCACCUCUGGAAACGAGGAGUAUUAACCCAGGGCUUCGCGUAUGCGAUGCGUGUUUUCCACCGUGUGAUUGUCGUCACAACGGGUUCAGGCAUCGGACCCUGUCUCUCAUUCCUGGGGGACGAGAACCGGCCCGCGCUGCGCGUUCUCUGGCAGACACGCGCCCCUCUUGAGACGUACGGCGAGGGCGUGAUGGGGAUGGUGCGUCAGAUGGAUUAUGAUCCCAUCAUUAUGGAUACGACCCGGUGUGGCCGCACCGACAUGGUCCCCAUCAUCUUUCAGCAGGUUAGAGAAUUUGAUGCGGAGGCUGUGUGCGUGAUCAGUAACCCUUUGCUGACGAAACGAAUUCUGUAUGAGCUUGAAGCGCGAGGAAUCCCGGCAUUUGGUCCGAUUUUCGAUUCUUGA